AUGAGAACAACAGAGCAAGAGAACGACGACGAAGUGAAGAAAGCCUCAGCUAAACGUGUUAAAAUGCUGAUCAUUAUGAAGUGUGAGGCUUGGCUUUCAGACCCAGACAUGGCCAAUCAGAAGAAACUCUGCUGUUACUGCACUUUGAGUCUGUUGCUGUUUAUUUUACUUAUUAUAAUCAUCAGUAUUACCGUCAAACAUUCAAACAGAGCUGUGAUCAGUCCGCUCAGAGCUGUGGUUGCUGCUGAUUCCAAGCUGUGCUCAGAGGUCGGACGAGCACCGGCAUCGGAGGAGGAUCUAUUUUCACUAUCAUGUCGCAAAACGGUGAGGAGGACUGAGAAAUAUUCACACUUGAUCAGCAAAGUGAUCAGGAGCAGUCAGAAGAACACUAGUCAGUUUAAAAAACAGGCUGGCACGGUGAAGAUCAUCAACUCCAGAGAGACGGUCCCAAAGACUUUCAGACCGAACCUUUCAUCAGAUUGUACAUGCAGUCAAACAGGAGGCAUUAACUGGAUGGGCGUUCCCGGUGAGAUCCGUGGUUAUGAGCGUGUUCACAGGCUGUACGGUCGUCUGCCCUGGUCCCGACUCUUCCAGCCCACCAUCCGGCUGGCCAGAGAGGGGGUCAAAUUGUCUAAAAUAGUUGCACGCUACCUAGAUGGCAUCAAAAAUCGCGGUGCACGUCAGCUGUUCGAGGACGAACAGGGAAGGAUGCUGAAGGAAGGGGACACUAUGAAAUUUGAGAAACUUGCCGAUACUCUGGAGGAGAUAGCAGAGAACGGACCAGAUGAAUUCUAUACAGGAGAAACAGCCAAAAAGCUCUUCUGUGACAUGCAGCGAGCAGGUGGAAGUAUCACUCUUGAGGACCUGCGCUCGGUCGAGGUGUCUGAGGUGGAGCCCUGGAAAGUGUCUCUGGGCAAUUACACCAUGUACUUCCCCCCUCCACCUUCAGGGGCCGCAGUGGUCAGCUUCAUCCUCAAUGUUAUGGAAGGCUACAACCUAAAUCCAGCCUCUCUAGAAGGAAAAGAGCGUGUGCUGACCUACCAUCGCUUCGUAGAGGCCUAUAAAUUUGCUAAUGCACAGAGGAAGUUAAUAAAAGACCCCAGAUUCAACAAUGUGACGAAGGCCUACGCUGUAACUAGAAAGGAGUUUGCUGACCGCAUUAGGAAGAAGAUCACAGAUGACCAAACCCACGAUGCCCAGUACUACAGCGUCACUCCUGAAGUGGACACACAGGGCACCUCUCAUGUGUCUGUGCUGGAUGAGGAUGGCAUGGCUGUGUCCGUCACCAGCUCCAUCAACUACAUGUUUGGCUGUGCAGAGUAUUCGCCCCAGACAGGCGUCAUCCUGAACAAUCAACUUGCAGAUUUUUGUGACAGAACAAACCAGACUUACACUGGUGAACGUCCUCCCUCCUCCAUGGCUCCGAUGAUCCUUCGCUCCACAAAGACAGACGACAUUAUAGUUAUCGGAGCGUCAGGGGGCACGAUGAUCACCACCGGGAUGACCAUGGCUCUCAUGAACUACCUGUGGUGUGGAAAAAGUCUGAACGACUCCAUCGCUGAACCUGUUGUGUUCGUGGACGGCAGUAAUUCUCUCAAGUUCGAACCCAAGUUUGACAAGGAAGUCAAAGAGGCUCUUAAAAAGCUCAAAAACACAGUUAAGUACACCAAGCGCUUCUAUAAUGUGGUCAACGCUAUAUCAAAGCAUAACGGCACCAUCUACGCCUAUUCAGAUGCUCGGAAGCUGGGCGUGGCUGCCGGCUACUGAUCAGUUCCUCCUACAAGUACAAGUGCUCUAAUUUAGCCUUUUUGUGUGUUGAAGUAAAUCAUGUGUUUUGAACAGUAAAGUUUUGGGGAAAAUAUUCUAACCAAAAAAGCCCGAGUAAAAGGUGUGUAUAAACUCGUUUGUGUUUGUGAGACUGUACACUUUCCACACACUCAGACCUUCAAGUCAAUUUCCCAAAUAUUGCCAUUAUAUCUGGAAUCCGACGUUCCUUACUAUGUUAUGAUUUUGUGUAACAUUGUAUACCAGCAGUGAGCGCUUGGGGUGGAUGACUUGGGCCCAAUUCCAUUUCUUAUUUUUACCCCCAAUUCCUUGUUUUCAAGUGUAACCGUCCCCCUUGAAACUGAGUUAUAAUGGGUAGUGGUCGAAAUCUUCCCUCUAUGAAACGGGACGACCCUUCAAGAACCGGAUACGUCAU
Molecule: messenger RNA, 2200 nt
Organism: Pygocentrus nattereri (red-bellied piranha)
Lineage: Eukaryota; Metazoa; Chordata; Actinopteri; Characiformes; Serrasalmidae
Product: glutathione hydrolase 5 proenzyme-like
Exons: 13
Coding region: 1-1767 (588 amino acids)
Biological process (GO): inflammatory response; leukotriene D4 biosynthetic process; glutathione catabolic process
Cellular component (GO): plasma membrane
Molecular function (GO): leukotriene-C(4) hydrolase activity; glutathione gamma-glutamate hydrolase
Source: RefSeq, a predicted model, not a curated record